AUGAGUUUAACAAAUAUUAGUGGGAAUGCACGAGCUGUUAGAAGAUUAAGAACAGCAUGUGAAAGAGCAAAAAGAACAUUAUCAAGUGCAAGUGUUGCUAAUAUUGAAGUUGAUCAAUUAUAUGAAGGAAUUGAUUUUUAUACAUCUAUUACACGAGCUAGAUUUGAAGAAAUCAACAUUGAUUUAUUUAAAUCAACUAUUGGACCAGUUUCAAGAGUAUUAGAAGAUGCUAAAAUAGAUAAAAGUAGUAUUGAUGAAGUAGUAUUGAUAGGAGGAAGUACAAGAAUUCCAAAAGUCGUUGAGAUAUUAAAAGAAUUUUUCAAUGGGAAAGAACCAAAUAAAAGUAUUAAUCCAGAUGAAGCAGUUGCGUAUGGAGCAGCAGUACAAGCAGCUAUAUUAACAGGAACCGGAGGGAAAGCAACAGAAGAUGUGUUAUUACUUGAUGUUGCACCACUUACACUUGGAAUAGAAACAGCAGGAGGAGUUAUGACAGCAUUAAUUCCUAGAAAUUCAACAAUUCCAGCAAAGAAAUCCGAAAUAUUUUCUACAUAUGCAGAUAAUCAAGCAGAAGUAUUAAUUCAAGUAUUUGAAGGAGAAGCAUCAAUGACAAAACAUUGUAAUUUACUUGGAAGAUUUGAGUUAACAGGAAUAGCACCAGCACCACGAGGAGUACCACAAAUCGAAGUUACAUUUGACAUUGAUGCAAAUGGAAUAUUAAAUGUAACAGCAGAAGAUAAAAGUAGUGGAAAGAAGAAUAAAAUUACUAUUACAAAUGACAAAGGAAGAUUAAGUAAAGAAGAUAUUGAUAAAAUGAUAAGAGAAGCAGAGAAAUAUAAAGCAGAAGAUGAAGAGAAUAAGGCACGAAUUGAAGCAAAGAAUCAAAUAGAAAAUAUGUGUUAUUCAAUGAAGAAUAGUAUUAAAGAAAUGGGAGAUAAAAUAAGUGAAGAAGAUAAGAAGAAAGCAGAAGAAAUAAUAGAAAAGAAUUUAAAAUGGGUUGAUAACAAUCAAAAUGGAAGUAAAGAAGAAUAUGAGAAGAAAAAGGAAGAAGUUGAAAAAGAAAUUGGAGAGAUUUAUUCAAAAAUAACUCAAGGAGGAAGAGGAUUUACAGGAACUAGAAACACGGAAAAAGAAAAUAAAGGACCAAGGAUUGAAGAAGUUGAUUAA
Molecule: messenger RNA, 1164 nt
Organism: Entamoeba histolytica HM-1:IMSS
Lineage: Eukaryota; Evosea; Mastigamoebida; Endamoebidae
Product: heat shock protein 70, putative
Exons: 2
Coding region: 1-1164 (387 amino acids)
Biological process (GO): protein refolding; cellular response to unfolded protein
Cellular component (GO): cytoplasm
Molecular function (GO): ATP hydrolysis activity; misfolded protein binding; ATP binding
Source: RefSeq, a predicted model, not a curated record